AUGGUACCAGAAUUAGCAUUUUAUAGGAUGAGUUUGACUUGUGACUACUCGCUAAAAGAAAAAGGUAUCAUUCCAGGACGAGCAUUACGACAGUCGAAUGAAGACAUGGAAAACGAAACUUUACAACGCCGUUCAACGGCUACAAUCCAGAAUAUGGGAAUAAAUUCUUAUUCUACAUUUGACGAUCAAAGUGAUCUUACUAACGAUAAAUUACCUGUACUACAACAAAAUACACAUUGUAUUACUCAAGAACAACGUAUAUCUGAUUUAAAACAUACAUUCUACAACGAACAGUUAUCUUCAAGUAAUACAACAAUGAAUUGGGAUAUGGAAUCUAAUUAUAUAUGUCCAUCAGUUGUACAUCAUUCUUCAAAUAAUAAUUAUAUACAUUUAAGUGAAUGUAUAUUACAAACAAAUCCAUCAACAACAAUUAUUCAAAAUCCACAAACAAUAAAAUUAAAUAAUGAUGAUGAAAUACAACAAGAUAAUAUUAAUAAUACAACACAACAAUCAUCAUUAAUAACAAAACAAAAUUUUACAAAUUUUACUAAUACAGAUCUCAAUGGUUCAAAAGUAAUUCGUCUUGUUCGUGCUAAACAAGCUACAAAACGUAAAUCAAGUUUAGAUACAUUAAUUGAAGUUGUACAAAAAGAAUUACUUCGUGUUAAUGGUCAAACAAAUUCAACAUCACCACCAUCAUCACCACCACCAUCAACAUCUCAUUAUUCUCAAACACGUUCAUCAACAUCAUCAAAACAACAAUCACAACAACAUCGAACAAUUAUAUCAUCUGUAUUACCAUCAUCACAUCCAAGUUCAUUAACAUCACAAUCAAAUCAUUCAUUUAAAAUAGCACGUAAACGAACAAAUCAUCAUUUAAAUAAUAAUAAUAAUACAAAACGAAUACCAUUAAAUCGACAUCGUAAUAAAUCAUUUAAUAAUAAUAAUGAUAAUUUUACAGAUGAUAUGGAUUUUAUGGAUAAUAAUGAACAACAACAACAAUUAAAUGAAUCUAUAGAGGAUGAUAAUAAUAAUCAACAAUCAUCAUCAUCGGAAAAUGUUGAAGAAAUUGUUCGUGAUACUGUUGAUAAACUUGUUGCAAUAACAUUACUUAAUAAUGCACCAUUUAUUGUUAAUAUGAUAACUGGUACAUCUGGUAAUAAUACAACAAAUAUAAAUAAUGAAUCGAAACCAUUAACAAAUAUUGUUAAUACAAAUACUACAUCUACAAUAAAACCUAUAACAACAUCAUCAGAUUAUUAUCGUAAUGAUCUUGCAUUACUUUCAACAACUGCAAGUGAAUUACGAAAUUCAAUGCAACAAAUAUCACCUAUUAAACAACCGACAACAACAAUUUCAACUGAACAAAUUAAACCUUCAACAUCAACAUUAUUUGUUACACCAUCACGUAUAUUAAAUUUACAAACAGUUAUACCAAAACCAACAACAAAUAUUCAAAUUGGUAAUACAAAAAUUAUACUUGUUUCAUCAUCAACAAAUCUUCCAUCACCUUCAUCUCAACAACAACAACAAACACUUGUGAAUAAUAGUCCAGUUAAAUUAGUUAAAUUAACAUCAACAUUACCAAAAAAUGUUCAAAUUGUUAUACCAUCUCGAACAACAAAUGAAUCUCUUUCAACAACAAUUCAUCCAUUAACAACAUGUUCUAUUGAUCAAAUACCACAAGCAGCACAAGAAGUAACAAUAACAACAUCAUCAUCAUCAAAUAUAAAUAAAUUACGUCGACGUUCAUCAAGUACAACACCAACAGAUAAACCUGUUGGUAAAAUUUUACGACCUAUUGCAAAAGUUCUACCUGUUUAUUCAUCAAAUAAUAGUAAUCAUGUAACUAGUCCAUCAUCAACUUUAAUAACAAAUUCAAAACAUGAUGAAAUAACUAAACCAAUGGCAAUUAAUUUUCAACAACGAUCAACAUCAACACAUGGUCCAAUGAUAUAUCGAAUGACAUCAGUGAAUUCAAAUGUACCUGUAUUUCGUGUACAUGCAACAACAACAACUCCGACAACAUCAACAAUUAAUACUGAUUCAAAACCAAUAUCAGUUGCUACAACUACAAAUAUGUGUUAUGAAUCUAAACAAACACAUAAUACUACAACAACAACAGGUGGAUCUGUAUCUGUACUUGCUUGUUUUAAAACAACAAAGAAAAGAAAUAAGGAACGAGCUAUUAUGCCACGUCCAAGUACAAUAGAUUCUGUAGAUACUUCUCAUGAUUUACAACAACGAUUAAAUACUACAACAACUAGUAAUGUGCCUUUAACAAUUAAUAAUCAUAGUACAACAGUUGAUAUAACAAAUGGUAAUUCAACAAUAUUUUCAUCAUCUGAUUAUCGUCAACAAUCAACAUCAACACAUCUUAUACAACAAUAUAAUUUAUCAACAUUAAAACAACAACAUAAUGAUUCAACAAUAUCAUCAUAUGAUCUUAAUAUAUCAUCUUCAAAUAGUAUUCCAAUAAAACAUUGUAAUUUAAAUACAAUUAAAACAAUAACAACACCAUUAAUAUCACCAAUAUGUUCAACAACAAAUAUACGACCAUUAAUGGAAGAUAAAUGUAUACAAUGUAUUGAUGAUAAUGAGAACAGUACUGAACAUAAUGAACAAUUAAUAAAAAAACGAAAUGGACAAUCUCAUGAUGAUGAUGAUGAUGAUAAUAAUUUGUCUAAUGAUGAAAGUUGGACAGUAGCAGCUGACACUCUUCUUCGUAAUGUUCUAUCACAAUAUGGUUUUCGUUUUUUGGAUGUUAAUUGUCAACAAAAUUUAUUAGCUAAAUUUGAUAUUAUUCAAGCUAAUCUUGUUAGUGGUAUGAUAUCAUCAAAAGAUGAAUUUUAUAAAUCUGUUUAUGAUAUAAAAGAAAGUUUACUUAAAAAUGGUCUAUCAAAAAUAUCUGCUGAUAAUCUAGAAAAAUUAUUUAAUUAUUUUGAAGUUGAAUAUCCAAAAAUUCGUGAUGGUGAUACAAUUAUUCGAACAAAUGAUCGAAAACGAACACGACGACAAUAG
This is a messenger RNA of Rotaria sp. Silwood1, 3021 nucleotides long. Lineage: Eukaryota; Metazoa; Rotifera; Eurotatoria; Philodinida; Philodinidae. The record is from the annotation of a GenBank genome assembly.